This is a messenger RNA of Poecilia latipinna (sailfin molly), 1546 nucleotides long. Its product is annotated as ras-related protein Rab-14-like. Lineage: Eukaryota; Metazoa; Chordata; Actinopteri; Cyprinodontiformes; Poeciliidae. The record is from RefSeq and is a predicted model, not a curated record. Gene Ontology annotation, cellular component: trans-Golgi network; phagocytic vesicle; recycling endosome. Gene Ontology annotation, molecular function: GTP binding; GTPase activity. The transcript is spliced from 8 exons. Gene Ontology annotation, biological process: endocytic recycling; Golgi to endosome transport; defense response to bacterium. Bases 118 to 765 code for a protein of 215 amino acids.
AGAAGCGGAAGUGAAGCAGGUUUCCUGACGGAUCAGCGGUUAACAGCUUCAACCAGCAGCUAACCAGCAGUUCAACCAGUUUCCAGGAGGACCAGACCGCCGCACUGAAGAGUCACCAUGACAGCCGCUCCCUACAACUACUCCUACAUCUUCAAGUACAUCAUCAUCGGAGAUAUGGGCGUCGGGAAGUCAUGUUUGCUUCAUCAGUUCACAGAGAAGAAAUUCAUGGCCGACUGUCCUCACACCAUCGGCGUGGAGUUUGGGACGAGGAUCAUGGAGGUCCACGGUCAGAAGGUGAAGCUGCAGAUCUGGGACACGGCGGGUCAGGAGCGCUUCAGGGCCGUCACCAGGUCCUACUACCGGGGGGCGGCGGGGGCCCUCAUGGUCUAUGACAUCACCAGGAGAAGUACCUACAACCACCUGAGCAGCUGGCUGACGGACGCCCGGAACCUGACCAACCCGAACACGGUGAUCAUCCUGAUCGGGAACAAGGCGGACCUGGAGGCUCAGAGGGACGUGACGUACGAAGAGGCCAAGCAGUUCGCAGAGGAGAACGGUCUGCUGUUCCUGGAAGCCAGCGCCAAGACAGGAGAGAAUGUGGAGGAGGCGUUCCUGGAGGCGGCCAAGAAGAUCUACCAGAACAUCCAGGACGGCAGUUUGGACCUGAACGCGGCCGAGUCCGGCGUCCAGCACAAGCCGUCGGCGCCGCAGGGCGGCCGGCUCAACGCCGACAGCCAGCCGGCCAAGGAGGGCUGCAGCUGCUAGCCUCAGAACCGGACCGGUACCGGACCCGACCCAACCGGCACCACCACGCAGAGCCACAACCGGUUCCAUCAGAACCCAAAUCACUGAUCCAAUCAGCUUCACUAAAUCAUGUCUCUGAUCCUCCUCUGGUACCAGAACCAGUCCAGCUCCGAGUCCGGACCCGGUCAGAACCUGAACCCCGCUCAGAACAAAAGACCAGGAUCCGAUCAGAACCACAGCUGGGUCACUAAGGACUCCCAGCUGAACCCAGAAGGUUCUCCUCUUAAAAUCCUAAUACCCGGUCAGGACCGGUACCGGUCCACAUCCGGUCCUGUCCGGGUUGGAUAAGUCCACAAACAUCAGGUUGAGUCUGUCAGACUCCGGGGACCCACCGGGAAAACAGAACCGGGUCCCAAACCAGGCCGUCCAGAACCCAACAAUCAGAACCGUGUGGAUUUCCAUCCAGGUCGAUCCAGAAUCCAGUUCAUGACCUUUAGAACCACAAAUUCUGGAUUUCCCGACCGGUUCCUGGUUUCUUUUGGUUCUGGUCUCGACCCGGGUUUGGCAACUCCAGAUGUUUCUCCAAUUUAAAAAUAAAAACUAAUCGUCCUGGUUCUGAAAGUCCAACAUCUUGUCGAUAAACCCAGAUACUGGGUCGCUGGUUCUGCUGCAGCACAGAACAGAGAAUAAUUAUUAAAGUAUUAAUAAAUAAAAUAAUAUUUUAUAAAAGCUGGUUUUAAUCGGACUCUUCCAGAACCAACUAACAGGCCCGGUUCUGCCGUGAGCCCAGAUAACAUCGGAU